ACAGAAUUUAGGUUUCUGUAGUAUCUGGGAUUAUCCCAUGGAGGAGAUAUCGGACUGCCUGUCACUUAAUGUUGAGGGACCUUUUCUAUGAGUCUUCGUUUUUAACCUGGAGGCAGAGGGUUAGCCGAGAAGCAGAGUCGUAGAAAAUCAACUAGCCAAGUCAGUGCUCAGUAGCUAACUCGUCAAAUGCCAACAUGGCAGCGGGAAACGAAGGACCAGGCUCAGGAGCGGGUGAAGACAAGGCACCCUCCCGCAGGCAAAAUGAAGUUAACAAAAACCUGAAAUACGCCAGUUUGGCAGUUCUGGUGAUCCAGAAUGCCUCUCUUAUCUUAAGCAUCCGUUAUGUGAGGACGUUGCCUGGCGACCGUUUUUUCACAACAUCUGCAGUGGUCAUGGCUGAGGUCCUUAAGGUCCUCACGUGCCUAAUUAUCAUCAUGCUGCAGAAGAGAGGGAACGUUAGGGACUUUGUGACGUUGCUGUACGACUCCAUAAUAAUCCAAUACAGAGACACUCUGAAACUAGCCGUGCCAUCCCUCAUCUACACCUUGCAGAACAACCUUCAGUAUGUGGCAAUCUCAAACUUACCAGCAGCCACUUUCCAAGUGACGUAUCAGCUGAAGAUCCUGACCACAGCUCUCUUCUCUGUGAUGAUGCUACGGAAGAGCUUGUCCAAGGUUCAGUGGGUGUCUUUGCUCCUGCUCUUCGUUGGCGUGGCCGUCGUCCAGGUGCAGCAGGAAGGAGGAAAACCGAAAGAGACGACAGUAUCGGCCACCAGCCAGAACUAUGCCAAAGGACUCGUGGCAGUGGUGGUGUCCUGCCUUUCCUCUGGCUUUGCAGGGGUUUAUUUCGAGAAGAUCUUAAAAGGCAGUUCUGCCUCAGUGUGGCUUAGGAACGUGCAACUGGGCAUUUUCGGCACUGCUCUGGGUCUCUUGGGUAUGUGGUGGAACGAUGGUCCAGCUAUCGCUGAGAAGGGCUUCCUUUUUGGCUACACGUCCAUGGUUUGGGGGGUUAUCUUCAACCAAGCCUUUGGGGGCUUACUGGUUGCGGUGGUGGUGAAAUACGCUGACAAUAUCCUGAAAGGGUUCGCCACCUCCAUUUCCAUUAUCGUCUCUACUGUCACUUCUGUCUACCUCUUUGGGUUCCAUGUGGACCUAGUCUUCACACUUGGCGCUGGGAUGGUCAUUGGAGCUGUAUAUAUGUACAGUCUGCCCAAAGCGACUCCUUCUCCGACUAGUGCUUCUCUCUCUUCCGCCAACCACAACAGGAGUGGCGUAUCCAGCCAGCAUGGAGAUUCGGAGAUGGAUGCUUUCCUCCCAAAAGCUGCCGAGAAGGAGAAGGGAAGCUGAAGAAGGAACCACAUCAGCAGAAGUGACAUGAGAGAACCAGGCCUGAGAACCGUGUAGCCA
Chanos chanos (milkfish) is the source of this 1406-nucleotide messenger RNA. RefSeq names its product solute carrier family 35 member 2 (gene slc35a2). The transcript is spliced from 5 exons. Gene Ontology annotation, cellular component: Golgi membrane. Bases 195 to 1346 code for a protein of 383 amino acids. Gene Ontology annotation, biological process: pyrimidine nucleotide-sugar transmembrane transport. Lineage: Eukaryota; Metazoa; Chordata; Actinopteri; Gonorynchiformes; Chanidae. Gene Ontology annotation, molecular function: pyrimidine nucleotide-sugar transmembrane transporter activity. The record is from RefSeq and is a predicted model, not a curated record.